Candidula unifasciata is the source of this 1023-nucleotide messenger RNA. The record is from the annotation of a GenBank genome assembly. Lineage: Eukaryota; Metazoa; Mollusca; Gastropoda; Stylommatophora; Geomitridae.
AUGUCAGAUAUAGAGGCUGUUCAUUCAGCUCCAGGUGUCCUAGCAAGUGGUGAAAAACCUAAAGAAAUUACCAUGGGGGAAGCCAGUACUAAGAAGUUGAUAUUUUGUGCGGCCGGGAUUUUCUUCUGCUAUUUUUACUAUGGGAUUUUGCAAGAGAAAAUCACCAAAGGAAAAUAUGGUGAAGGAGAAAAACAGGAAAAAUUCCAGUAUACUUUAUCACUUGUAUUUGUGCAGUGCAUUAUCAAUGCACUCUAUGCAAAACUUGCAAUGUACUUCUUUGCCAAAGAGAAAGAUAACACCCCUAGCAGCCUGUACGCCAUCUGCUCACUAACAUACCUCGGUGCCAUGUUGGCCAGCAACCACUCUUUACAACAUGUCUCCUAUCCUACACAGGUGCUGGGCAAAUCUGUGAAGCCAAUACCCGUGAUGGUGCUUGGAGUCAUCCUUGCUGCCAAGAGAUACCCGCUAGCCAAAUACUUGUGUGUGCUGCUGAUUGUCUCCGGGGUGGCCUUGUUUAUGUAUAAGGAUCAGAAAACAACAACAACAAGUGAUCGACCUUUCUUUGGAACUGGGGAGUUUCUCCUGCUGGUCUCAUUGACCCUAGAUGGUUUGACCGGAGCCUCCCAGGACAAGAUGAAGUCAAGCUACAAGACAGGGGCAAACAGUAUGAUGCUGUUUAUAAAUGUGUUCUCAGUUAUAUGGCUGGCUAUAGGUCUAGUGGUCACAGGAGAGAUAUUUGAAUUUAUACCUUUUGCUAGUCGGCAUCCUUCUGUUUUAUUCCACAUGAUUAGUUUUAGCUUGGCGUCUGCUUUAGGACAAAUGUUUAUCUUCAUCACGGUCACAUCAUUCGGCCCCCUGACUUGCUCAAUCAUCACCACCACCCGCAAGUUCUUCACAAUCCUUACCUCUGUCAUCAUCUUCCAGAACCCCAUGUCGGGCCGACAGUGGAUCGGCACAUUGCUGGUGUUUAUAGGGCUCGGCCUGGACUCUAUUUAUGGCAAGGAAAGGAAGAAGAUCAGUUGA